This is a messenger RNA of Solea senegalensis (Senegalese sole), 1650 nucleotides long. Its product is annotated as zinc finger protein 414-like. Lineage: Eukaryota; Metazoa; Chordata; Actinopteri; Pleuronectiformes; Soleidae. Bases 38 to 967 code for a protein of 309 amino acids. The transcript is spliced from 5 exons. The record is from RefSeq and is a predicted model, not a curated record.
AAAACCUCGAAGAAGAAGAAGAAGAACCAGACACAAAAUGGCUUCAUCCGCUGUGAUGUCGAAGACCACUGAAAAUAAAGACGGAGGAAACAAGAGGACACCGUGUCCAUUACACGGCUGUAAGCGGGUCUACACAGACGUAAACGCCCUGGAGCUCCACGUUAAGGAGCAUGAGAUGCCUGCUCAGUCUCUACCUGGAAAGGUUUUACUUUGCUCUACUGUUGGCUGCAGUGGAUCCUUCACCAACAUGCAGAAACUAAUGGAGCACAUGAGGCAUCAUCACAAACCCAAUAUAUUCUUCAUGUGUGAGAGUUGUCGCACAAAGUUGAGGUCGUACCGUGGUCUCCUGACGCAUCUGCACACCUGUUCCAAAGUGCCACGGGGUAAAUCAAAGCCAAUGGAAACGGCACCACCUCAGCCUGUGACCAACACAAACAUGGCUGCCGUGUCUAUGGACCAGAAACCCCUGUGUCAGGACUCUGAGUCUAUACCACAACUGCACCCUCAAAUCCCAACACAGUCCUUUCCUGCUGCUGUUCCUCAGCCAGAGUCUUCGGCUGUUCCUCAUCUGGGUCCACCCUACCUGACUCACCCAGAGAGCUUCCCUUAUCCAGAGCUCACAGAGCCCCUUCCCCAGCCUCCCCUUCUGAAUAUGGACAGCCUGUCAGGAGCUCCUGAACCCUCUGAUGCCCUGGGUCAGAACCAGACGCAGAGCAGGUCUCCUGAGUCCACCCACCCUGCAUCAGUAUUAGUUUGUCACUCUCCUCUUUCUUCAGCAAUCUGGAAGAAGAACCAAGGCAUGGCGUGCAACAGACGCAUCCUUUGGGAGCACAGCAGAGGGCGCUACACAUGUGUGCAAUGUGGCCAGACAGCAACAAACCGCAAGGAGAUGACUCAACACAUCAACACACAGCACAGCGGAAGCAGCGCUGCAGAUGAUCCUGGGAUCUCUGCCACUAAUGCUUAGUUACUGUCGCUAAGGACAUGGGACACGAUGCCUCAUCAGUCACAACUGACCAUGACACUGUGUAAAGAGCCUCUUUUUCCCAGGCAAACUACGUUGUACAUUCUGUAACUGUGUUGAGAAAAUUACUUUCCCCACCACUAGAUGGAAGUAGACUUCUUUAUUGAAAAAGGGAAACUGAUUAGAAGUUGUGUUAGCAUCUAUAUGAAAUAAGAUUUGUGUCAAUAUUUGCAAACAACACAUUUUAGGAAGCAAAUAAUUUGUUUAAUCAUUCAAAAAAUAUUAUAUUUUAUUGUUUGAAAAUCCACUUGUUCUGUGUGCGGGCCUCAGGAAGCUGCCUGCUGAAAAUACAUUUAAAAAAUAAUAGAGGUAUCUAAUGUUUAUAAUUUGACAAACGUUAGACAUUUCCAAUUAUUUUGUUGGAGGGAGAAAUCUUGGGGACCUCACAAAGAGCAAGUACAUUUUCAAACAAUAAAAUACAAUAUUUUUCAAUGAAUGGAUAUUUUAUUUGCUUAUGAGUAUGCAACAACGUCAUGGAAAAAAAAUGUUCUUUGUGUUACAUAUUGUGAAGUUAAAAUGUAUUCCUGUAAACAACAUUCAGUGUGACAACAAGGCCCUUUAUCAGUAAUGGGGCAAACAUUGUUAAUGAGUUGCAUUUGAUGAUUAAUAAAGAGCCAUUGAAAAAC